UAAAUGAUUAUGCCUGAAUUCAGUCAGGUAUUUUAAUAAAGUGAGAAAUGUUUAAAGAGAGAAGUAAACGUGAAUGGCUUGUCAGUGUUACAGUAAGAUGUAAACAUUACCUUUUCAAAAACAAUCGCCAUACUUCCUGAUAAAAAACAAACAAACAUAAACCGCUACUUUAAAAUCAUCAUCAUCAUCAUAAUAAAAUAAUAAAGUGUCAGGAGGAGAUUCCAGCCAUGGAGAAGACAGCACCAGACCCAGAAAAGAAGACAAACACUGCCACCGUUUCUAAAGAGUGUCUGGAGGCAGGCUUGGAUAAAGACUUGGAUGACUCUGACUUAGGCAACCAUAGUUGUGAGUUUUGUGGGAGCAGUUUUGAAUCCAGGCGAGGUCUCUCCAGUCACGCCCGGUAUCAUCUCAGGCAGCUGGGAGUGGCUGUGUCUGACAGUAGUGGAGCUCCUAUAGACCUCCUGUACCAGCUAAUGAAAGAAAGAGGUGGAACUGUACCCAAACUCGAAAAACAGGUCAGCCCUGUUAAAAAAUACAAAACAAAGUCCCCCAAGCUCAAAAAAAAGGAUUCUGGGCCCAAACUGAAGAUUCAAAUAUCCAACCUUGUAAAGAAAAAAUAUGCCCUUUCCUCAUCUUCCCCCAUUGCUGUAAAGGGAUCAGCAGCAUCUGGUCGCUCUUCUUUACCUUUCGCUGUAGGGAAGCCUCGUAAAGCAUCUUCAAAGAAGACUAUAGUGUCCACUCCAUCUUCAGCCCUGUCUCUUCAUAAGGAUGUGGAAUUCAGGCUCAGUGAUGUUAGUCCGUCUACCUCCCUCUCACUGGCCUCAGCUAAGCCCCUCUGGGCCCCUCAGGAAACAGAUGCCCCACUCAGUUUAGAAACUAUGAUGAAUUCUACAGUGAGGGAUGACGUUCAUGUAUGUGAAUUAUGUGGAGCAUGGUACGAGACCCGUAAAGGUCUCUCCAGCCACGCACGGGCCCACCUGCGGCAGUUUGGUGUGAAUUUGGACUCUAAAGUUGCUCCCAUAGACAUGCUUCAUACAUUUAUUCAGAGUGAAGAGUUCAAGGAAAAGGCCAGUGCUGGGCAGCAGGAAGGGUCGGGUUUUGAGGAAUACACAUCCCCCUCCUCCACUCCUUCCACCUUGUCAGCCAUCAGCAAAAAUCCCCCUCUUGCUCCUCUGUCGUUUAAUGGGCUGACAUCCAUUCCUUUAACACCUCCCUCUAUCAAAAAGAAGAUUAUUUCUCAUGACUUUGCAAGAAACUUGCCCCUCAGCGACAAAGUGGAGUUUAAAUCCCCUCCUUCAGCCGAAAAGCACAAGAUUUCACUUGAUGUUUCAGGGAACAUGUCACUCAGCGGCCAAAUAGAAUUGAAAUCAUCUCCCUCAGAAUUGAUAUCGUCUCCCCCAAACAAAAAGCUGAAGAUUUCUACAGAUGUUUCAGAGGAAUUGCCUUUCAGCAAGAAAACUGAAUUGAAAUCAGCUCCCUCAGUGAAGAAGCAGAAGAUUUCUCUAGAUGUUUCAGCGAGCUUGCCCCUUGGUAAAAAAGCUGAAUUUAAAUCACCCUCUGGAGGUGAAAAUUGUGAGUCAUCUAAAGAUGUCAACUGUGAGUUCUGUCUUUUUAAGUUUAAGAAGAGUCAGAGCCUGGCCAGUCAUGCCUGCUAUCACCUGCGUCAGCUGGGCAUCCCCGAGUGGUCCGUCCACGGGUCUCCCAUUGCUACUCUGCGUGAGGUCAUGGCCCAGCGUGGUAGUUCUGUGGGAUCUCUCAGUCCCCUGUGUCCACCCUCGAUGAGCACACCUGUAUCCCCUUCUGCACCCCCUCUCCUCUCAUCCCCUAAACCCAUCACCCAGCCUUCCUCUCCUCCUACUGUUCCUCACAAAGUUCCAAAGGCCAAAAAAGGUUCCAGGACUGUGAUCCCAAAACCAAAGGACGAGCCUGUGGAGGUUGAUAUCUCUAUCAUAGAGUCUCCUAAGCCACAAAGCACUCCCACCAGCCCUUUAUCACCUCUAUCUGAAUCCAACACCAUUAGAUCGCCUGUGAUCGCCCCUAAGCCCGAGAAGCAGGAGCCCAAACCGUUCGUAUGCUGCGAUUACUGCGGUGAGAUGUUUGAUACUCGUAAAGCCCUGUCCUGUCACGCACGUGGUCACUUACGACAGCUGGGAGUACGGUGGUCCCUGAAAGUCCCACCCAUAGAGGCGCUGUAUGAGCUCAUGAGGAGGGAGGGCACUGAACGGGCAUCCCAAAUCAAAUCAGAACCUUCACCAGGGGCGGCAGUGCAGUGGAAAAAAACAGCAUCCUCACCUCAGACAUUAUCUCUGUCACCUGGGGAAAAAGAGAAGCCCGCCUCAGACAGCAUGACUACAGGCUGCGAUGCCACCUGUGAACUCUGCGGCUUUGAUUUUGAGAAUCGAAAGGCACUGGCCAGCCACGCGAGAGCCCACCUGAGGCAGCAGGGAGUGGAUUGGAAGGUCAUCGGCUCUCCUAUUGAGACCCUGGCGGCCUGGAUGAAGAGUGAGCCGUGGAAGGUAGCAGAGCUCCAUAAAAGCUACAUGAGGGGACAUUUGCCUCUUGUUAAGAAGGCCUCUAGAAGAACCUCCACUCCAUACACGUCCUCAGACUCUGAGUCUGUCCGUCUUGGUUCUCACAAAGUUUCAUCAGCUGCUCGAGACUCUGUAGCUCGGCUGCAGGUAUCCCAGUUUUCCAAAGCAACUAGAGAGGGCAAAGCAGGCAUGAGCCACUCCUCCUCAUCACAUAAGAAAUGGCCUUUAUCAGAUGAACUGUCCUCAAACAGCCUGAUCCAGAUCCCCACAGCCCACAGUGAACUGAACGUUCGUUCACCUCGAGGCUGUGAACGGCGUCCUCCAAAGCAUUUCUCUCACUCUGAGAGUGUAUCUGGGGAAACAGGACCUUCAAAGCCUUCCCGGGCUGGAAACAUUCCAUCCUUGGUGCCUAGACUGACAGAGACCAGCCUAGUAAAGCUAGUAGGAAAAAUGUACUCCCUUAAGUGCAGGUUUUGUGAGGAGAUUUUCAGAGGGCCGCUCUCCAUACAGGAGGAUUGGGUCAUGCACCUACAGCAGCACAUCCUCAAGCUGAAGAAAGAUUCAGCCUCGAGCUCAUCACCUCAGCCUCCUCUCAGUCGCAGCGAAGCGCCGCUGCUUAUUGGCCCUCAGGCUGUCUAGAUGCUCUUUCUGCUGUGGUCUUUCUUUUCAAAAUUAUGCAAUUGCACUUCACUGACUUUUAUAAUAACAUGUUUAGCUUUAUUGACCACAGCAUUUCUUACCUGUCAAGUGUUGUCCAGUGGAUUUGAAUGUACUUUAUUGUAUUUCACUGUUUAUAAUGUGUUGCCACAUUUUACCAGUUUUCUUGAUUCACAAGAUUUAAAAGCUGUUGUUUUAUAUUGUACUUAAAGUUUGAAAUAGUACUUAAAGUGUUUAGUUUUAAAUAAGGUUUUAUUGUUUUAUGAACAAAAUUGUGUAGACCAGCAUUUGGUCAUUGAAAUGAAGUUAUUGUUCUUACUUUUUAAUAUACUACUUCAAAUUUUAAAAACAGUGCUUCUCAUAUCAGUGAAUGAGCUGAUUUUUCAAUGCCAAAAAAAUCCAAUAAAAGGGAUUUCUACAGAUUUUAAUUUCUGUGUAUUUUCAGGAUUUUUCCAGUUUUAAGCAGUAACCAGCAUUACUUAUCUGCAGGCCUUCUCAAGUGAUCCCAGCAUUAAAUGAAACUUUAAUAUGUCUUGUUUUUACUAACAUGUUUUUGAGGAGCUUUUUUCCCUAUAUUUUCAACACUGAUUCUAUUACAUGUACUUGUGUAUUUGUCUUUGUAAAACACUGUGCCAGUGUCUGAUUGGAGUAAAGGCUGUUUUAUAUUCCAACAACAGAUAUUAAUAAAUACUUUCCAGAAUGUAUAUAGAAAUCAUAUAGAGUUCCAUAUACAUUAUUGCUCAUGUGAUAUGUGAGGUUCUUUUUUCUUGGUCUCAGGCUUUGCAAGGUUUCAAUUCAAAUUCAGUUGAAUCAAACUGUCAUUGACAAGCUGUAGUCCUUGCAAAAUCAUUUAAUUAAAUGCAGUAUUGAGACAACUUUUUAUACCUGCAUUUGAUAACCAAUUAAUAAAGACUUUGAAUCUUU
This is a messenger RNA of Cyprinus carpio (common carp), 4112 nucleotides long. Its product is annotated as protein Wiz-like. Gene Ontology annotation, molecular function: DNA-binding transcription factor activity, RNA polymerase II-specific; RNA polymerase II cis-regulatory region sequence-specific DNA binding. The transcript is spliced from 10 exons. Lineage: Eukaryota; Metazoa; Chordata; Actinopteri; Cypriniformes; Cyprinidae. The record is from RefSeq and is a predicted model, not a curated record. Gene Ontology annotation, biological process: regulation of transcription by RNA polymerase II. The coding region runs from base 228 to 3170 and encodes 980 amino acids. Gene Ontology annotation, cellular component: nucleus.